GUGAAAUAAUUUCGCAGUCGUCUAGCCCUACCGCACUGCUUCGAACAAGGGAACGAAUGCUCUCGCAUGUGUCUGACGGUCUUACCGUACGCUUUUACUUGCAGAGAAAAGAAAAACGAAAAUAAAAAUAAAAGCCCUACUUUCGUCGAAGAUGUUUCAUUUCAAUCGCGCAGAGUCGCAUUACACAUUCUCUCUUCAUUUCCGAUACAUUUUUCCAACCAGAUACUAUUCGUUUUCCUCUGUUUACAGGUGCGCCCCCACAACAUAGGCUCCGUUUCUAUUUCUGAUGAUGUUUCCAGUUCCAUGUAUGCAUUUUUAUUAUUGGAUUUGGGAACUUGGCGGUAUAUGAAUCAUGAAAUUUGAGGACUGGUAGAAGCGACAUUAGUGUUCGUUGAUCUGGAUUUGGCAUCUAAGUUGUGGCUCUCCUUGACUGUGUGUUUAUAUAUGCAUUUGGCAUCUCAUUUGCGGCUAUCUUUGACUGCUUGUGGAAUUAGAGUUGAUAUGCCUCCAGCAUCUAGAUCUAUGUCCAAGGAUAAAAGGGCUGCUGCCAAAGAAGCUCCUAAGCCCCCACCGAAAUCUUCAGGCCAUGCAAAUGCUGGUGGUGGGAUCCCUACCAGUGGAUACAAUCCUCUUUCUGGAACAUUCCACACACUGGACUUAGCUCCCAUAUCUUCCAAUACUCUUGUCAAUGGUCGUUUCCGAAACAUAGAAGAGGCAGAUGCUAACUCAUCUGGAAAUGUUGCCGAGUAUGAUUCCAUUUCCAACAACGAAAGCUGGUCUGGGUGCGAGUCAGAGGACCAUGAUAAAGAGAAAAUCUCUCAUCCCCCUGCUCCAAGGCAAGAGACAAUAGUACCAUCGAUUGCCGAAAAUGAAAAGCGUGAAAAAACCCGUCAAAAGAAUGAGAAAAAACAUCAACGUCAAAAGGAAAGGCGGGCCCAAGAAUUGCAUGAAAAGUGCAGUGGCUUUCUCAUGUCAAGAAAGGUGGACACACUUGCUCAGCAACUCGUGGCGAUGGGCUUCUCUCAAGAACGAGCCACCAUAGCCCUUGUUCUGAAUGAAGGCAGGUUGGAAGAAUCCGUAGCAUGGCUAUUUGAAAGCGAAGAAGCACAUAAACGAAAUGAACAUAGAGUUGGUGGUGGUAAUAAUAGGAUCGAUAUAUCAGAAGAGCUUUCCCAUAUUGCUGAUUUAGAACUUAAAUACAAAUGUUCCAAGCAGGAGGUGGAAAGAACCGUGGUUGCUUGUGAAGGUGACCUUGAGAAGGCUGAAGAGACUUUGAGGGCACAAAAGCAGGAACCUUUUCUGGUCCCAUUAAAGCCAGAAGAGAACAGUUAUCCUCCUACAAUAAGAGUUCCAAUAGCUGCUGGUAGUCAUCAUCAGAAUCCAAUAAUGGCACCGGUCAAAGCCCCUCCACCCACUCCAAUUCAGCAGAAAACAGAUGAGAAGGACUUUCAUAAUGCAAAAGUCACCAUCACAGCAAGUUCUAUCGUAGAUCCGCAAUUAUUGAAGAGAGUUGGACCUAAAACAGAAUGGGCCAAGCCACCGCCAAAAUC
This is a messenger RNA of Cuscuta epithymum, 1550 nucleotides long. The record is from the annotation of a GenBank genome assembly. NCBI's taxonomy places the organism in Eukaryota, Viridiplantae, Streptophyta, Magnoliopsida, Solanales, Convolvulaceae.